Halichondria panicea is the source of this 1826-nucleotide messenger RNA. RefSeq lists its product as uncharacterized. The transcript has a single exon. NCBI's taxonomy places the organism in Eukaryota, Metazoa, Porifera, Demospongiae, Suberitida, Halichondriidae. The record is from RefSeq and is a predicted model, not a curated record. Bases 91 to 1716 code for a protein of 541 amino acids.
UUAAGCAUUACCAAACAUUUUGUGCUAUAAACACGUCUCAUAUACUGUUUUAAGUCAUUAUUUUAGUUUUAGCAGUUAUCAAGAAGAACCAUGUCUUGCUCCAAGUUGAGGAAGUUUGCUCAUGCCGAAGAGUACAAGUACAAUGAUGGUGUUGCCUUUCAAUUCAAGUUCUCCAUGGGAGCAAAUUUGGCCCUGAGAUCUGUUGACUUCAAAAAUGGUGUCCCAAAAUUUCAUUUUGAACCGUCGCAAAAUGUGUCUGUGCUGACCGAAGAAGAUGUGGCUGUCAUUAUCAAGCUUUGCCUAGAGAACAAACGGCCUGGAUUCUUCUACGAAGGAUUUCACCCAUUUCAUCCAUUCUCUGAAAUGGGUCGACUCUUCAAAGGCUACAGUCCCAGGUGGCUGCGAGGUACUUCUGUGGGAGAGCUGCUAGCUGAAGCCGAUUGGUCAAUGAAGUGCCUUCACGUAGGUGUGAAAAGUGACAAGGAAAAGAAAAACUUCUCAGCAUGGAACGAAACUAGCAAUCUGAGAGGGUUGAGAACUCGAGAGGAUUUUCCUGAAGAUCUUGAUGGAGCUACAAUUAUUAUGAGCUGCCAGUCGGUUGAUGUUGACAAACGAAAUGAUGAACUUUACUUCGUGGCUGAACCUAAAAUGCGGAUUGACUGUGUGCGGGAUGGACACAAUUUGGAGUACUCAAAGUACAUCACCGAGAUUUUUGACAGUGUGGCCUACCACGAUGAGCCAAAGUUUCUGAAAAUGAAAGAAAUCAUCAAGCUUGUUCUCGCGGUAGAAUGGCUGAAAGAGAAGCUAGAUGAGAAGAACAUGAAGUUCAGCCAAGUUUGGAUUGAUGAGCACCUUCAAAAGCGAAAGCAACACCCAACUGAACGAAUCCAAGUGACCGUUCCUCCUCAAGAGGCUCAGCGCCUCAUCAACAAAAUGGUAGAAGCCAAGAACGAUAAACAGCUUGCUCUGCCUAAUUCGUCUGGAUUGAGCAAGAAAGUAUCAAAGACAGGCUUUGAAGUUGGAACCACAGCAAAUUUACUUGGCUAUAACAUUCCAGUUGCAUGCAGAGCAUCGUUCAACGACUACGAUUACCUGUUUGAAGGCCAAGAUCCAAACCAGCUAACUAAACUCGGUCUGGACAAAAACACCGGAAAGCUAGUAAUUGCCCGACCCAAUGUGAAAUCAUGGAACGAGUUGUACAGUCAGACGGUCCCUCAACCAUGCACUGUUUCCUACACUGCUGAUGGUCUCAUAGGCCCCGCUAUAACUGGAGGUGUCUCUACCAGCAGCUUUAAAACAAAUCAAGUAAGACGUGAACACACUCGAACUACGGAGGAAGUUGUGGUACCAGCUGGACAGAGGAAGAGCUAUGCGGACAUUCCCGAGCCAAAAGCAACAGUUGUUCCAACUUUUAACGUGGGUGUUACUACAGUACAAUCUGAGCUCCGAGAUGGUAUGCGAAAAGAUGGUGUGAAACAUGGAGCUGGGUUCUGUGAUAGUACAUCCCUCUCUGUCUCGAGCGAAACGGGACAGAAAAUGAUUCAAGAGAAGAAACUUGAAAUGCACAUUUCGGCAGGAGGUGGCAUUGGAUAUCUUGGUUGCAAUCAUGAGGUGGUGGAGCUAAGACGUGAUGGGAAGAAAGGACUACGAGUGAAACUGCACAAUCAUUUACUUCCAGACAAAAAUCUAGCUAGUGAGUGUAUUGCUAUGUCCUGAAAAAAGACUUGGUUAUGUACUUGAUAUGUGUAUGCAUUGUUGUUGUUUUUUUCUAUUUUUGUUGUGUUUACACCUACUUUAAUUUGCAUGGCUUCUCCACUUCUUGCCAA